AUGAAGUCCUCUACGUUGCUAUCUAUUGAUGCUUUUUCAAGAGCUCAGGAUGAUAUCAGAAUAAGAACAAAAUCAGGUGCGAUUAUUACUAUUUCAUGCAUCGCUGUCACUGUAAUACUUUUGAUCAAUCAAUGGCUACAAUUUCAAUACUCCAUUUCCACUAUAACAAAUUUAGUAGUCGAUAGAGAGAGGAAUUUAAAAUUAAACUUAGAUUUCGACAUCACUUUCACUAAUUUACCAUGUAACCUAAUCAAUAUAGAUAUUUUAGAUGAUGCCAGUUUUCUACAAUCAAUAAUAGAUCCUGAUUCGAGCAGUUUCACAAAAAUUAGAAUCGAUAGGUCUAGUGGCAAGCCAAUCUCAUCUAGUGAAUUCAAUUUAAAUGAAAAAACUUACGAAUAUCCACCGGAUGACGAAAACUACUGUGGUCCUUGUUACGGUGCUAAAGAUCAAUCAAUAAAUGACAAAGAAGGUAUCAAAAAAGAAGACAGAGUCUGUUGCCAAACUUGUAGUGAUGUUAAAAACAGUUAUUUGGAUGCAGGAUGGGCUUUCUUUGACGGUAAAAAUAUUGAACAAUGUGAAAGAGAAGGAUAUAUUGAAAAAAUCAACAGUCAGUUAAAUGAAGGCUGUCAAAUUAAGGGCUCUAAUGUUUUGAUUAAUAGGGUAAAUGGUAACUUGCAUUUUGCACCCGGCGAGGCCUAUCAUAACCCAAAUGGUCAUUAUCAUGAUACCUCUUUUUACGAUUUAAAACCACAAUUGAAUUUUAAUCAUAUUAUAAACCAUUUUUCAUUCGGUAAUGGUGCUGUUGAUAGAGAUGCUACACACGACACAACUUUGAUGAACAGUCCAUUAGAUGGUACGCAGGUACUUCCAGAAUAUGAUUCUCAUGCCUAUGCUUUCACUUACUUCAAUAAAAUUGUUUCAACAAGGUAUGAAUAUUUGGAAAGAGAUCCACUUGAAACAGUCCAAUUUACAUCGAUGUUCCACGAUAGACAAAUAAAUGGAGGAAAUGAUAUCCAUGAUGAAAAAAUUAAGCAUGCUAGAGGUGGUAUCCCGGGACUAUUCAUAUAUUUUGAUAUCUCCCCAAUGAAAAUUAUAAAUAAAGAACAGCAUACAGUUAAUUGGUCCACUUUCGUAUUGAAUUGUAUCACAAGUAUCGGUGGUAUCCUUGCAGUAGGAACUGUCAUAGAUAAAAUCUUCUACAAAACACAGAGAACUUUUUUCACCAGUGAGAAUAAAAAGGAAUAA
Messenger RNA from Kazachstania africana CBS 2517, 1245 nucleotides. RefSeq names its product endoplasmic reticulum-Golgi intermediate compartment family protein. The record is from RefSeq and is a predicted model, not a curated record. Gene Ontology annotation, cellular component: Golgi membrane; COPII-coated ER to Golgi transport vesicle; endoplasmic reticulum membrane. Bases 1 to 1245 code for a protein of 414 amino acids. The transcript has a single exon. Gene Ontology annotation, biological process: retrograde vesicle-mediated transport, Golgi to endoplasmic reticulum; endoplasmic reticulum to Golgi vesicle-mediated transport. Lineage: Eukaryota; Fungi; Ascomycota; Saccharomycetes; Saccharomycetales; Saccharomycetaceae.